Molecule: messenger RNA, 2327 nt
Organism: Cyanistes caeruleus (blue tit)
Lineage: Eukaryota; Metazoa; Chordata; Aves; Passeriformes; Paridae
Source: RefSeq, a predicted model, not a curated record
AUGGGGCUUGGCAGCAUCGGGGGGCAGGUGGGAAGAGGGGUAGAGAAAGGAGUCUUAGGAGACACAGUGACGGGAAGUGCCUGUCUUCCCACGCCGGAGAACAGUCCCUGUGACAGGUGGCCAGCGCUCGGGCACAGCUGGGUGGGACUCGCCCACGGGAAGCCCCGAUUGCCGCUGCCAGCGGCGGCCGGAGCUGCCCUGCCAGCCGGGGACUGCCCACGGGAGCGGGGCUGGAGGGGCGCACAUUACUUCUGUAAAGUUCCUUGCAAAUUCACCACCACACCAAAUCUUGCAAAUAGCAGGAUCCUAAGAAAAGAGCCUCAGUUCAUUCCUAGAACAGAUUCUGGGCACAGAAUGGAGCAGGGUCUGGGGGGAGGCAGUCGUGUGAUUAAAGCCCAUAAGUUGCAUGUUGGAUUCAAUAGUAGUUUUUCUUCCACAGUUUAUAAAGGCACUUUUGGGGAAGCCCAUUUGAGAAAUCGAAGAGGAAUUCUGGAAUUAGCCGGAGCCAUCAAAUGCACCACAGGGCGCUCUCCUUUUGCCUACCUCCGCUAUGGAUGCUAUUGUGGCCUGGGAGGAAAAGGAUGGCCCAAGGACAGAGUAGACUGGUGCUGCUUUCACCACGACUGCUGCUAUGGGAGGGCAGAACAAGCAGGUUGUCAACCAAAGACUGAAAGUUACCACUGGGAAUGCGAAGACAAUUCUGCUGUGUGUGACUCACUAGAAGAUAAAUGUCAAAAAAUGGCAUGUGAAUGUGAUCGUGAAGCUGCCAAAUGUUUUUCUAAAGCUCCCUACCAUAGAAAAUACCUUUUGUGGCCAGACUUUAUGUGUGGUGAGAUUCAGCCUUUGUGUAGAUAUUAGAUACAUGACUCUUGUAUAUAUUUAAAUCUACAAUGACUUUUUUUCGGCCACAGUAAUGACAACAAAUGAUUUUCCCCUUUCUUGAUACUCCCUCAUUCCACCUCAGCCUCUCCACCCCAAAACUGCCAAAGUAAACAUUUUUCCUCUUAUUUACCUUUUCCCAUGCACUUUUAUUGACUAAAAAGAAAUCUGAGUUUAUCAGCUUAAGGAGUAACUGACAGUGUUAAUCUUUGUUUAUAUUCAGAUUCACAGAUUUUUCAGAUUGAUAAUAUCAUUCGCUGUGAACUUUUUAACCCUCUUCUCCACUGGCUGUAAGAUACAAAUCAAACUUCUCCACUAACAAAUCUUAGCAUUUGUUAACUUUGAACUGACUGGAAAAAGUGCAAGAAGUGACAGUAUCAGCACAAGGAGCCCUCUCAUCUACAUUAAACACUUAGUACAAAGCCUAAUUUAAGUGCUGAAUUUCAUUCACCAACAGUAAUUUUACCUGCAUUGAAGAUGGCCUAGUAUACUAUUUUUUUUCCUAGCACUUACUUUUUAAAUAGAGUUUUCUAAACAGCUGCUUAUUUGGUAUGGCUCAAACUCCUUACUCUAUGUACACCCUAAAUUUCCUGUAAGCACAGAGAGUACCCUUAGAACUUUAGAGCCAAAUUUAAAAACGCAAAUGCAAACCAUCACAAAAACAAAAACAUAAAAAAAUGUAGAAGUUGUUGGGACCAACUGGCUUUCCCACAAGUGUCUGAUUUUGCACAGCAAGAGUUUAUGAAGCUCAGAAGUAUAUACAACUCAUCAGGAUGUAAAGCUGGUUUUAGCUAGAGUCACUUCAUAGAUACUUUUAACCUAACCCUUUGGGAAAUCAGUUCCCUGAACUGCUGAAUAAUACACUUUUUUGUAACUGCUGAUUUUAACAGUUAUAGAGCCAGGAGUGGUUUAUGUCUACUUUCUCUCACCUAAACUUAAAGAUGCAGGGCUAAAGAGCAGUCAAAGCUUAUGAUAUAUACUUCAAUAUACCAAAAAAAAAUCAACAACAACAAACCCAAAAAACAAACAAACACCCAAAAAACCACAAAAAAUCCCCCCCAAGCCCCCCAGACAAAAUAGCCCACUUCUAUUAGGAAUAGUGAAGAUUUCAAGAGAGAUCUUUAAUUGUGAAAAAUAUUUAUAGCAAAUUUAGUUCACAUUACUGACACAAAUGAAAUUAACAAAACAACAAAUACAGAAUGCAAGGGGACAAAGUUCUCAAAAAAAAAUCUUACCUUUUGAUUCAAAGGAAUAUACAUUAACAAGUGUCAAUCCUGCUUACCCAAAAUAAUUUUCCAGUCAAUAUUUGCUCACAGAUAUAGAUAAAGACAUUAUAUUGCCAUGAGUAAUUACAGUGUCAGGUCACUUUUCCAAAACAAUCCUUUUUAAGAGAUAACCCUGCAUUUAAGAAUUAGCAACAGAACUAGAAGAUGAGAGAAUGAAAGGAG